AUGCAGUUCCUGUCCCGGCUGCAGUGGUACACCCGCCUGUCGCCAGUAUGCAGCCAGCUGCCCAGCGAGGAAGCCAAGCUGAAUGGGACGGAGGAGGAGGGAAUGGUUUGCUGGGCUGCGCUCAAGUUUGAACAGCUGAAGAGAUUCCUGGAAAGAACCUUCCCAAAGAGCCUGGAGAUCACUGGGGACAUUGGCAACCUCCCUGGUGCCUUUGAGGUGACGCUCCCAGAAUCGCACCAAGUUUUGCAUUCCAAGCUUAACGGUGAUGGGUACGUGGACACCAACGAGAAAGUCAAGAAGAUUUGCGAUGGCAUCUGGAAGAUCCUGAGGCCCUAUUCCAAGCUGGAGUUCAUCAUGCCAGAACCAUCGGCAAAAGUGGCAGAGAAGCCAGCGCCCGAGCCCCCAACCCAAAUCCUGGUCCGAGAGGUCGCCACCAUCCAAGCCUCAGAAGCCGGCACCAUCAAGCUCCCCAGCGCCAUCAAAGUCUCCAACGCCGGCCCCAUCAGAGCCUCCAACGCCGGCCCCAUCAAGGUCCCAGAUGCCGGCACCCGGCCCCUCAAGAAAACAGGCAGAGAGGUGGAUGCCGGCGCACCCAGUGCCGUAAAAUCCCCGGCAGAGCGGGAGCUGGAGCGGAAGGCGUCGGCCAAGGUGGCCAAGAAGGCCAGCGUGGGCAAAGCAACGGUGGAGCAGGAGCUGGAAGGGAAGCCAUCGGCAAAGGUGGUGAGGAAACCAAGCGGGGGGAAGUCCAUGGCGGAGCGGGAGCCGCAGCGGAAGGCGUCGGCCAAGGUGGCGAGGAAGCGGAGCAUCGGGAAGUCCAAGGUGGAGCCGGAAGGGGAACCCAAGCUGGAGGUGGAAGGAAGAGCGGCCCCCAAGGGCCCCCCAGAGGACAAGCCGCCGGGCAAACCCUGAAGGCGAUGAGUGUCGGGAGAUCCAGGAUGUGGAUCGGGGGCAGAUCAUGAUGGAGUCGUCCGCAAAGGAGGAGCAGUCUCCCUGGGCGGCCCCUGAGGCACCUGCUGCUGCCCCCCCCUCCCUGGAUCCUCCCCCCCUGCAACUGGCAACAAUACAAGCGCCUGAUAUCCGGUG
Molecule: messenger RNA, 1083 nt
Organism: Hemicordylus capensis (graceful crag lizard)
Lineage: Eukaryota; Metazoa; Chordata; Lepidosauria; Squamata; Cordylidae
Exons: 6
Coding region: 1-909 (302 amino acids)
Source: RefSeq, a predicted model, not a curated record